Messenger RNA from Lodderomyces beijingensis, 624 nucleotides. The record is from the annotation of a GenBank genome assembly. NCBI's taxonomy places the organism in Eukaryota, Fungi, Ascomycota, Pichiomycetes, Serinales, Debaryomycetaceae.
AUGAAUAACGAGUACGAUUAUUUAUUCAAAUUGUUGUUGAUUGGAGAUUCGGGUGUCGGUAAAUCAUGCUUAUUGUUAAGAUUCGCUGACGACACAUAUACACCAGACUACAUCUCCACUAUUGGGGUUGAUUUCAAAAUCAGGACGAUAGAGUUGGAUGGCAAGACUAUCAAAUUGCAAAUCUGGGACACUGCCGGCCAAGAACGUUUUAGAACUAUCACCUCGUCCUAUUACCGUGGUGCCCAUGGUAUCAUUAUUGUUUACGACGUUACAGAUCAAGAGAGUUUCAACAAUGUCAAGCAAUGGUUGCAAGAGAUUGACCGUUAUGCAACCGGCGGUGUCAUGAAGUUGUUGGUGGGAAACAAGGCAGACUUGGCUGACAAAAAGAUUGUCGAGUACACCGCAGCCAAGGAAUUUGCCGAUGCGUUGGAUAUCCCAUUUUUGGAAACUUCAGCAUUGAGCUCAACUAAUGUCGAGCAGGCUUUCUACACCAUGGCGAGACAAAUCAAAGCCCAAAUGACCAGCAACGCCAACGUUGGCGGCGCGGGUGCAAACAAGGGAAAGAGUAAUGUCAACUUGAGAGGAGAAUCAUUAACUUCAAACCAAUCAAAUACCUGUUGUUAG